GUGCAGCCUGCGUCUGGCCAGUUUGGGACGCGCGUGACGAUCAACGGGACGAACCUGCUUGGAGGCGGGUCGUCUGCUGCGACUGUGCGGCUUGGCGGCGUUGCGGCGAUGGUUGUGUCUGGGACGUCGACGGAGGUGGUUGUUGUUGCUCGGAGCGGGAGCGCCGGUGUUGGCGACGUUGAGAUUGUGGCUGACACGGGGGCUGUUGUGAGCAAGAGCAACGCGUGGGAGCAGCUUGAGGAUGGCGUGAUUACGAGCGUUGUUCCGGCGCAGGCGCAGAAGGAUGCGCGCGUGACGAUCCAAGGUGCGCGGCUGCUGGGCGGCGGCCAGGACAUUGCGCGGGCUGUGCUUGCUGGCGUUGAUGCGACGUACGAGAGCGGGAGCGGCAGCGACACGGAGGUAGUUGUUGUGGCUGCGCUUGGCACGGCUGGUGCGAACGGCAGCGUGCUGCUUGUUGCUGACACUGGCGCCGAGGUGUCUCUUUCGCUCGGGUUUGAGUAUGUUGCGCGCGGGAGCAUCAGCAGCGUGGAGCCGAGCACGGGCUCUGCGGGGACGCUUGUGACGAUCAGCGGCAGCAACCUGCUGAGCGGCGGCGCGAGCAUUGAGGGCGUGACGCUCGCUGGUGUUGCAGCUGCACAGGUUGUGAGCGGCAACGACACGGUGAUUGUUGUUGAGGCAGGACAGCAGUCGAGUGCGGUGAGCGGGAUGGUUGUGACGACCUCUGACACUGGCUCGACGAGCGUGCUGUCGAGUGGGACGGCGUUUACGUACAUUGCGCCCCCGAGCAUCGACACUGUGUCGCCUGCGAGCGGGCAGGAAGGGACGCGCGUGACGCUGAGCGGGCAGAACCUGCUGUGCGGCGGGUCGAGCGUGCGCACUGUGACGCUUGCGGGCGUUGCUGUUGGCACGGUUGUGAGCGAGAGCGACACGUCUGUUGUUGUUGACGCUGCGCCCGGUGCUGCUGGCAAUGGCAGUGUGCGGAUUGAGGCUGACACGGGGGCGUUUGUUGAGCUUGCUGAUGGCUGGACGUACAUUGAGGCUGGCAGCGUAAGCAGCGUUGAGCCUGCGACUGGGCAGCGUGGGUCUGUUGUUGUGAUCCGCGGGACGAACCUGCUUGGCGGCGGCAGCGACGUGUCGAGCGUGACGCUUGCCGGCGUUGAGGUGACGUCGAUUGACAGCGCCAACGCGACGGUUGUCGUUGUUGUUGCUGGCGGCCGGAGCACGGCUGGCGCUGGGGACGUUGUGCUGAUGUCUGACACGCGGGCGACGGUGACUGCGAGCGGGGCGUUUACGUACCUGGAGCCUGGCAACAUCACGAGCGUGAGCCCGAGCGUGGGCCAGGACGGCACGCGGGUUGUGAUUGAGGGCGAGCGGCUGCUUGGCGACGGGGACAAUGUGAUGAGCGUGACGCUGGCUGGGGUUGCGGCGACGGUGACUGGCGCGUCGCAGAGCCAGAUCAACGUGACGGCGCAUGCGUCGACGGCCAAGACGGGCGACGUCGUUGUUGUUGGCAACACGGGCAUCAUUGUGAGCAGCACCAACGCGUGGACGUUUGGCACGCCUGGUUACGUUGAGGGUGUUGAUCCUGGGCGUGGUGUUGCUGGCACGGAAGUGCUGAUCUAUGGCAACAACCUCCGUGGCUCUGGGUCGCGCGUGGCGAGCGUGAUGCUUGGCGGCGUUGAGGCGCAGAUUCUGGAGCAGACCAACUUCUUUGUGCGGGCUGUGGCCGGGAGCGGCGGCGUCGCUGGUGUUGGCGGCGUUGAGCUGACCGCUGACACGGGCGCGCUGGUGACCCGCGGCAACCUGUGGGAGUAUGUGGCUGAUGGCAACGUGACUUUGGUUGAGCCUGUGCAGGGCACGACUGAUACGUUGGUGACGCUGCGCGGCACUUCGCUCCGCUCUGGUGGGGAGUCUGUUGCGCAGGUGCUGCUUGCUGGCCUUGCUGCGACCAUUGUGUCUGAGAACGACACUGUGGUUGUGGUGCGUGCAAGCGCGCCGCAGGUGAGCACCAACUUCUCUGGCUCUGUUGUGCUUGUGAGCGAGAACGGUGCUCGGUUGACUGCGGAUUCCACCUUCACGUACGUUGCGGCGAGCACCAUCUACAGUGUGCAGCCGAGCAGUGGCCAGGCCGGCACGCGCGUGACCAUUGGUGGUGUUUCCCUGCUUGGCGGCGGAACUGGCGUGACUGUGAUGUUUGGCAACACUGCUGCUAGCGUGCAGGUGCAAACGAGCACGCAAGUUGUGGCUGUUGCUGGCGCUGCGAGCGCUGGUGUCGUGGAUGUGAUGCUGCAAAGUAACACUGGCAGCAGCGUUGUGCGACGCCGCGGGUUCCGUUACACGGCUGCGGCGAGCGUGACUGACAUCACACCGCCGAGCGGCCAGGUUGGGACGCGGGUGACGAUUGUUGGCAGCGGUCUGCUUGCGGGCGGCAGCAGCGUGUCGAACGUGACGCUGGCCGGGGUAGCUGCGGAGAGCGUUGUGAGCGCCAACGACACGAGCGUCGUUGUAGUUGCAGGGAGCGGCAGUCCCGGGAACGGCAGCGUGACGGUGACGGCGGACACGGGUGCGUCGUACAGCAGCGACAGCGUGUGGACGUAUGUUGAGGCGAGCACGAUUGACAGCUUUGCACCUGUGACUGGCCAGGAGGGCACGUAUGUGACGAUCCGUGGGCAGCGGCUGUUUGGCGGCGGCAGCACGGUUUCGCGCGUUGCGCUUGCUGGCGUGGAUGCUGCGGUGCAGGCUGGCGGCAACAGCACGUAUGUAGUGGCGCGUGCAGCAGCGAGCGUUGCUGGCGCAGGCCGUGUUGUGGUUGAGAGCGACACUGGAGCGCGGGCUGUUGCGACGGGCGACUUUACGUAUGCGGACGCGGGCGUUGUGACGACGCUGAUGCCAGCGAGCGGGCAGCGCGGGACGCGUGUGACGAUUGUUGGCGAGCGGCUGCUUGGCGGCGCGAUGUCGCCGGCUGUUGUGCGGCUUGGCGGCCGCGCUGUGAUGAGCGUUGUGAGCGCCAACUCGACCAUGGUUGUGGUGCGGGCGUCGAACGGCACGGUUGGCACGGGCGACGUUGAGAUUGAGUCUGUGAGCGGGGCCAUUGUGCGCGGCGUUGGGCUGUGGGAGCAGCUUGCCGAGGGCCAGGUGACGGGCGUGUCGCCAUCACGCGGAGUGAGUGGCACGCGCGUGACCAUCACGGGCACGAGUUUGCUUGGCGGCGCGACGUCGCUGGCAAGCGUGACACUGAACGGGGUCAGCGCCAACAUCACGGGAACGCCGAGCAACACGCAGGUUGAGGUUGUUGCUUUGACUGGCACGGCAGGCGUUGGCGCGGUUGUGCUGACAGCGGCAAGCGACGCGUUUGUGCAGCUGGCUGACGGGUUUGAGUACCUGGAGCCGGGCAACGUGACGCUUGUGUCGCCGAGCUCUGGCCAGGUUGGAACGCGGGUGCAGAUCCGAGGCGAGCGGCUGCUGUCUGGGGGCAGCACGGUGGAGCGUGUGCUGCUGGGCGGCGUGCCCGUGAGCUCGAUCAACGAGACGCAGAGCAACACGCUGAUUGAGGCUGUUGCUGCGCGCGGGGCGGCGACGAACGGAGCAGUGGACGUUGUGCUUGAGAUUGACACUGGUGCCGUGGUGCGCGCGCCUGCUGCGUGGGAGUACCUGGCUGAAGGCGUGGUGACGGCGGUGACGCCCGACUCUGGCGUGUCUGGCACGCAGGUGACGAUCAACGGCACCAACCUGUUGGGCGGCGGCAGCAGCGUAUCGUCGCUGCUGUUUGGCGGCGUUGCCGUGGAGCGCGUGGUGUCUGUGAGCGCUGAGUCGAUUGUGGCCGUGCUUGGCACCGGCAUGUCUGGCGUGCUUGACGUUGAGAUUGUGUCGAACACGGGAGCCGCGGUGAGCGGCAGCGGCGUGUUCACGUAUCUUGGCGAUGCGCGGAUCAUCCUUGUGGAGCCACCGCGUGGCCAGCUCGGCACGCGCGUGACGAUUACCGGCACCAACCUGCUUGGUGGCGGCAGUGCGGUUCAGAACGUGACGAUUGGUGGCGUGGGCGUGUUGGAGGUUGUUUCGGGCACCGCCACGCAAGUGGUUGUGCGCGCAGGCGCCAACAGCAACCUGGGCCUGAGCACGAUUGAGAUCACGUCUGACAGCGGGGCGCGCGUGAGUCGCACGGAGACGUGGGUGUAUGAGGUGGCCAGCGCCAUCACGGACGUGACGCCGAUGGCAGGCCAGCGGGGCACGGUUGUGCACAUUUCUGGUGUGCGGCUGCUGGGCAACAACCCAGUGAGCGGGACGCAGAUCACGACGGUGCUGCUUGGCGGACGGCCGGCGGCGGAGGUGCGUGUGAGCAACGCCACGGACGUGAUUGCGGUGGCGCAGAACGGGACUGUUGGCGUUGGCGACGUGCUGCUUGAGGCGUCGAACGGCGCCCGGACGGUUGGUGCUGGGCUGUGGGAGUACCUGCAGGACAGCGCCGUCACGGCGGUUGUGCCUUCUGUGGGCCAGGUGGGCACGCGCGUGGACAUUCGCGGCGAGCGCCUGCUUGGCGGCGGCAGCAGCAUCACCUCUGUGACGCUGGCCGGGACACCUGCGAUGGUUGUGAGCGGCAACGACAGCGUGGUGAGAGUGGUGGCUGCGUCUGCAACGGCGGGCACGGGCGACGUUGUUGUGACGUCUGACAGUGGCGCGUAUGCUACAAGCAGCGGCGGGUGGAUGUACGCUGUUGCGAGCGCCAUUGGCAGUGUGACGCCGGCACAAGGCCAGGCAUCGACCGUUGUGACGAUUGCGGGCACGAACCUGCGCGGCAGUGGUGCAGCUGUUGCUUCUGUGACGCUGGUCGGGCAGGAGGCGACGAUCCUGAGCGAGUCUGAUACGCAGGUUGUUGUGCGGGCGGCCGUGUCUGCGCCUGGGCAGGGCGAUGUGAUUGUGACGUCGAGCAGCGGCGCGUACAGCACGCUUGUGAAUGGCUUCACGUAUGUGGAGGUUGGCACUGUGGACGUUGCUGUGCCAAGCAGUGGCCGCGAGGGAACGCGGGUGACCAUCAACGGCACGUCUCUGCGUGGCGGUGGUGCAUCUGUUGCCAAUGUGACUGUGGUUGAUGUUCCGGCAACGAUUGUGAGCGAGAACGACACUGAGGUUGUGGUCGUGCUUGGUCAGGGCGUGGAUGCGAUUACAGUGGGCAACAUUGUUGUGACAUCGUCCAAUGGCGCGAUCAUCACCAAGGUGAACGCGUUCACGUACGUUGACUAUGGCGAGAUUCUGACGGUGGAUCCGAGCUCGGGACAGGCUGGCACUGUUGUGAACAUUGCUGGUGUGAACCUGUGCGGCGGAGGGUCGGCUAUUGCGGCUGCGACGCUUGCUGGGUUUGAGGCGACGGUGGUGAGCGACAACUGCAACCUUCCGCGCCUUGAGGCUGGCGAUCUUGGGGCAAGCACGGUUGGCGAUGUUGUUCUCAUUGCGGACACGGGCGCUGUUGUUGUGGCGACCAAUGCCUGGGAGCAGCUGUCUGCGGGCAACAUCACGUCUGUGUCGCCGGGAACAGGCCAAGCGGGCACGCUUGUGACGAUCCGCGGCACCAACAUCCUGGGUGGCGGGAGCAGUGCGACGUCCAUCUCAUUGAGCGGGGUGCCUGCGUCCAUUGUGGGCACACCGACAUCGACACAGGCGGUUGUGCGCGUGAACCCUGGGCCAAACAGCCGCAGCGAGGCUGUUGGAGACGUGACCAUUGUUGGCAACAACGGGGUGACGGUGCGCAAGCUGGAUGCGUGGACAUACAGUGUUGUGGACAGCAUCUCGCCUGGCUCUGGCCAGGGCGGCACGCGCGUGACGAUUGACGGUGUUGGGCUGCUCGGUGGUGGCACGGAUGCCACGGCUGUGCGGCUGGGCACUGUGUCAGCGACAGCCAUUGAGCUUGCCACGGCGUCGCGCGUCGUUGUGCGCGCGGGGGCCAACACCAACACGGCUGACACGAACGUGACUGUGACGAUUACGGCUGACAACGGGCAGACUGUGGAGAGUGUGACGGGUGCUGACGGCAGCAUCCGCGCCGAGUUCCUGUACAAGGUCGCUGGAAGCAUCAGCAGCGUGAGCCCGGCGCAGGGGCAGGUGAACACGAGCGUGACGAUCCGCGGCACGAACCUGUUUGGGUACGGCGCGUCGCUUGCGAGCGUGUCGCUUGCGAGUGUGCCGGCAAGCAUUGUGACCCAGAACAACAGCGUUGUUGUUGUUGAGGCUGGCGCGUCGAUGGCGACGGCAGUGUCUGCGGUUGAGCUUGUUGCUGACACUGGCGCUGUUGUGAGCCUGUCAUCGUCGUGGCGGUAUGUUGCGCCCUCGAGCAUCAGCGGAGCAACGCCUGGUGUUGGGCAGGGUGGCACGCGGGUGACGGUGACGGGUGUGUCGCUGCUUGGCGGCGCGACGACGCUGCGGGACGUGACGCUUGCUGGCGUGUCUGUGCGCGAGAUUGUGUCGUUCAACGACACGCAGGUAGUGGUGGUUGCGGCAGCGCACGGGAGCGCGGUGUCUGGGGAUGUUGUGGUGCAGUCUGCCAACGGGGCGUUUGUGAGCCUGGUUGGCGGGUUCAACUACAGCGAGCCUGGUGCUGUUGCGAGUGUGAGCCCCGACAGCGGACACGCGGGGACGCGCGUUGUGAUUGAGGGCACACGGCUGCUCGGGAGCGGGUCGAGCCUUGUGUCUGUGACGCUGGGCGGCGUGAGCGUGGCUUCGAUUGUGAGCGGGAACAACACGCGCGUUGUUGUGGUUGCGGCUGCUGGGAGCGCCGGUGCUGGGGACGUUGUUCUGACGGCCAACACUGGUGCGGAGGUGAUUGCGACUGGCGGGUUCACGUAUGUGGCCGCGGGCGCGAUUGACCAGGUGCAGCCUGCGUCUGGCCAGUUUGGGACGCGCGUGACGAUCAACGGGACGAACCUGCUUGGAGGCGGGUCGUCUGCUGCGACUGUGCGGCUUGGCGGCGUUGCGGCGAUGGUUGUGUCUGGGACGUCGACGGAGGUGGUUGUUGUUGCUCGGAGCGGGAGCGCCG
Molecule: messenger RNA, 7024 nt
Organism: Salpingoeca rosetta
Lineage: Eukaryota; Choanoflagellata; Craspedida; Salpingoecidae
Exons: 1
Biological process (GO): semaphorin-plexin signaling pathway
Molecular function (GO): semaphorin receptor activity
Source: RefSeq, a predicted model, not a curated record